Messenger RNA from Danaus chrysippus (African queen), 12561 nucleotides. Lineage: Eukaryota; Metazoa; Arthropoda; Insecta; Lepidoptera; Nymphalidae. The record is from the annotation of a GenBank genome assembly.
AUGCAUUGCAAAAAGAAAAAGAUAAAACGGCAAGAUGUAGUUUACGAUAACACGGACAGAGAUUUGAUACCAAAACGUGGAUAUUACUCCGAAUUGGUGUCCGAUAUGACUAAGGAACAUACAGCGAAACAAGUAUUUGCUAAGAAAAGAAUGAAACUUUUAUUACAAGCAAAAACAGAUAAACUAGCGCCAAUGGUGACAUCAUUGGCCAAACCACAAAAACCUAAGUUGUUACUACCUCCCGGAAGGUGGACUACCUACAGUGAAGAUGAUAGUGUUCAAUUUCCGUUUGAAACGUUUGUUCCGAAACUACAAUUUCUGAGCGUUGUUUUGCCAAAAGAACUUCCCAGACUUGUUAAAAUUGAAAGACUGCGGAGGAAAUUUCUUGCUGCAAAUAUUAAGAAAAUGUUAAGAGAACGUGGUGUACAACCUUUUGUUUUAAUGCCUCCAUCCGAAUAUCCUGUUUCGGAUGAAGAAUAUUAUGGUCUAUAUAGUCCAUAUCCAAAAAUGGACCUGGAAUUAUUUGAUAACACCGAUUUUGAUUGUAGAAUUCCAGAAGAAUGGCUGAGCCUUGGUUUUAUAGAAGGUGAACAAUAUCCCUGUCCAGGGCUAGCCUUUAUACCGAAACAAGAUGGAAAACCCCAUAAACCGUCUUCAGACCUUUUGCAAAUGCUUAACAACUUGUAUGAGUGGACAAACGUUGCCGCAUUUAGCUACGACAAAAAUACUGAUAAAUGGGAAGUAAUGGCGUUGGAUGGAACAAAGAGAUACUUCAAUAUACCACGAAUCCGUCUCAUGUUUAAAGCCGAUGAUCCGGACACGUUUGCAGAGAGAGUAAAAUUUGCAGUAAAUUUGCGGAAAGAAGUAGAGAAUAAUUUAAGAUUUUAUCUAUAUUUGGAUUGCCUCCUACUUGAUGGUCUACCAAGGAUGCCUUUGAGUUUCAUGCCGAAGAUAAUAGCACUUGUACUUAUACACCGAAGCGCAAAAAGUGUUGAUAAUGAUCACUUAAACGCAUUGAAACAAGAGGCUGAACUCUUAUACAGAAAAAUCGAGGGUAAGAUGAAAAUCAUUCACACGAUGCAGAUGUACCCGAAUUUAUACAACUUCAUUGAUCCUCCGAGCAAAGACUAUGUAGCUCCUGUUCCAGAUUACGGUCGCUAUCCAUGUGAUAUGGUAGAUUUUGAUGACCGUAUGAAGUUUAAUCAGUGGAAAUCUCUUUACGUACUCACGGAGUCUGUCAGUUGUAUACAUUUGGUUGUGGAGGAGUGUCUUAAGGUGGAGGGUAUGUUGUUUUUCACGUCCAACUAUGGCAGAAACGUAAGUCUUGCGGAGUUUGACGCAGCUCAACAGCAUUGCACCUCAAUGAUGUUAAAAUAUCUAAACAUAACAUGGUUAAAUGCUACUGCACACGCUAUUCGAAUGUCAUACAGAGACGUGGGCAAGGGAUGGUUUAAUAUCUACGAAAAGAAAUGGGAUUUCUACGGUAUAAGUAAGCUUAGUAGAUUCAUGCAGUUGGUGAGAUUUCGCAUGCAGUACGCGCUAAGAUACUGUUUGGAGCAAUCGAUGGCCAUGUUCGUAGCCCUGUGUGAGACACCUUGUCUUUGCACAUAUUGGUGCGAAGAUGAUUAUGAAUGGGACCCAAAAGAUCUCAUAAACACUCCGUUUAGAACUCCUACUACAUUAUUCUACUUUCAUCUAAUGAUGUCUGCCGAUGGCCCCUAUUAUACCACUCCACCAGAACAAUUUGAGAUCGUGAUCCAACGUCUGUUUAGAGAAAUGUUGUACAGAUGUCAUUUCAUACCUCAAGUGCAUCCUAAAAUAAUGACUGGACUCGUCUUUGAUAAGGAGCUCUUCCUUACUUCUAUAGGAUUAAUGGAACCGAAUGUCGUCGAAUAUAGAGACAGACUGUUGAAGGCUUAUAGGAAGGCGAUAAUACCCUUAAUAGCUUACAUGCAUCAAUACGACUGCUACAAGGACAUAUAUAUGUUGGAUAUUGAGGAAUACGUUGAGAAUUUUCGUCAAGAGAAGCACAGCGCGUCGGAAACUAGAGAAGAAAUUCAAACUCAUUAUGAUGCUAAGCAAGAUUUGAUUUGGCGUCUACCACAGUAUAUUAAUAUUGGUCCAUUCGCUAUAAACGUGGACACUCUAAAGCAAAUGUUGGUAACAAAACGAUCAGAUAUCAUAAAGGCGCUACUAACAAUGUGGGCAGAGGAAGUCCGUGUUGUUGUUGAAGACGUUAUACAAGCAUACAAAAACAUUAUGAGAAAACUUGGAGAGAAGCCAAACACUAUUGAACACGUAUUUGAAAUACGGGAGUGGAUGGAGUCUAUACCAUUUUCAUUAAAGACUCAAGAUGACAUAAUGAAGAAAGUGCAUACGGAUUAUGAAGUGCUUGAUGUAUUUUUCACGCCAUUAGAAAAUGAAGACUUCAGAAGCUUGUGGGAGGCUAUCGGGUGGCCUUUAAAUAUUACCAAACAAAUGGAUGCAACAACCGAUUUUCUUGAAGAAGAACAAGAGAAGUUUUGGAAGCUCCAUCAACAAGAUGAACAGACAUUGUUUGACAAAAUUGAUAUGUUUACGUCUCAGUGUAUGGCGCUAACCUUACAGAAUGAUUUUGCAAAGAUACAUGAAAUAGCAAACGACAUAAAGAAAGCUUGGAAAGGUAUGAAGGAAUCACAAGAUUGGGGAAGAGUUCUCAAUCAAAGACAGAAGUUGUUUGGACAGCCAGUUGUACCUUUUGCGGAUCUCAAUAGAUUAGUGAAAGAAUUUGAACCAUACAGAAAUUUGUGGGUCACUGCUUCUGAUUUCCUCAAGGCUCGUGAAGUAUGGUUUGAUAAUCCUCUCAUAUAUGUGGACGCAGAUUCAAUAGAACCUUUAGUUAAUGACUACUACAAAACUAUUAUUAAAUGUAUUCGAGUGUUUGCCGAUCUUCCUAAAGUACAGCAAGUGGCACUGACAAUACGGGAUGAUAUGGACGAGUUUAAACCGUUGAUACCAGUUAUCCAAGCUGUUAGGAAUCCUGGAAUGAAAGAACGACACUGGAAUGAAUUCAUGGAAAAAGCUGGUAUAACGGUAACAAUGAACGAGAAACAGACGUUCGCAAUGUGUCUGAAGCAAGGAGUGGCUCAACAUGCUGAAUUGAUUGCUGAGAUUGGUGAACUAGCCAGCAAGGAGUACGUCAUAGAACAGGCACUCGAUAAAAUGCUUAACGACUGGGCGGCCAAGACGAUGGAAGUGUCUCCAUAUAAAAACACUGGCACGUUCAUAAUGAAGAUUGCUGACGAAACUCUCCAAUUAUUGGAUGAACAUCUUUUAACUACACAACAAUUAGGAUUCAGUCCUUUCAAAGCAGCUUUCGAGCUACGAAUACAGGAAUGGGAUGAUAAGCUUCGGCUUACACAAAAAGUUGUUGACGAAUGGAUUGAAUGUCAAAAGGAGUGGAUGUAUUUAGAGCCAAUAUUUACUUCUGAAGAUAUAUCACGACAAUUACCGCUUGAAGCUAAAAAGUACGGCACUAUGGAGAGAAUAUGGAGACGAAUUAUGUCAUCGGCAGUAGCAUGUCCAAAGAUAAUGAUUAUAUGUCCGGAUAGCCGUCUUCUAGACAGCUUGGUUGAAGCUCGUCAUUUACUGGCUGUUGUAUCACGAGGUCUGAAUGAAUAUAUGGAACUUAAACGAGUACGGUUCCCGAGAUUCUUCUUCCUUAGUGAUGAUGAAUUGCUGGAAAUAUUAUCUCAAUCUCGCAACCCAAGAGCAGUGCAACCCCAUCUUAGAAAAUGCUUCGAGAAUAUUGCUAAGGUAACAUUUGAACCGGAUCUAAAGAUAACUCAAAUGCAUUCAAGUGAAGGUGAAAUCGUGGAGUUGAAGUACAAAUUUUAUCCUACUUCAAAUGUCGAGCAGUGGCUACUUCUACUAGAAGACACUAUGCGACACACAAUCCGUCUGACUUUGGUGGAUUCAAUGGUAGAACUAUGGCAGUUACCUCGUGAUCAGUGGGUACUGCGAUGGCCGGGGCAGGUUGUGAUUGCGGGAUCACAAACAGCUUGGACAGCGGGAGUUGAACAAGCUAUAUCAGAAUACAGAAUGGAUGAAUACUUUGAGGAAAUGCUCAAACAGUUGGAUAGUCUUCGUGCCCUAGUUAAAGGUGAACUAACUUUCUUCCAACGCGAAGUUUUAUGUGCCCUGAUAGUUAUCGAAGUGCAUGCUCGUGAUGUUACAAAGACACUAGUUGAUGAAAGCGUCAAGAAUGUUACUGACUUCCAAUGGAUAUGUCAGUUGAGGUAUUACGAAAUCGUAAAAGAAAUGAUACCGCUUGAGGAAGGUGAAUUACCGGAGAUAUAUCAAGACGAGGAAAGAUUAGACACUUCAUUGUACUAUCGUCAGUUCAGUCAGAAUAAAUGUGACGUUCGCGCACUGAAUUCUAUCUUCACUUAUCAAAACGAGUACUUGGGAAAUAGCGGUCGUCUGGUCAUCACGCCGCUAACUGAUAGAUGUUAUUUGACCUUGAUGUGCGCAAUGCAUCUCAAAUUCGGUGGUGCACCGGCAGGUCCCGCUGGUACAGGAAAAACUGAGACAACUAAGGAUUUAGCCAAAGCACUGGCUGUUCAAUGUGUGGUAUUCAAUUGUUCAGAUCAGCUCGAUUACAUGGCUAUGGGAAAGUUUUUCAAAGGACUAGCAGCAUCUGGUGCCUGGGCUUGUUUCGAUGAGUUUAAUAGAAUUGACAUUGAAGUGCUAUCUGUCGUCGCUCAACAAGUCGUGACGAUACAAAAGGCGCAAAUAGCUCGUCAGGAAAAGUUUAUUUUCGAAGGCUGUGAGCUUCCCUUAAAAGCUUCCUGUUCAGUUUUUAUUACUAUGAACCCUGGAUAUGCGGGCAGAACGGAGUUACCAGAUAAUCUGAAAGCAUUGUUCCGUCCUAUUGCAAUGAUGGUGCCGGACUACGCUCUUAUAGCAGAAAUUUCUUUAUUUUCAUAUGGUUUCUACGACGCCAAGAUUCUGGCAGGAAAAAUUACUACAACGUUUAGAUUGAGCUCUGAACAAUUGUCCUCUCAGGAGCAUUACGAUUUCGGUAUGCGAGCCGUGAAGACAGUAAUCCUUGUGGCCGGUAAUCUAAUACGUCAGAUGCCCGACGGAGAUGAGAGACAAAUAGUAUUAAGAGCAUUACGAGAUGUGAAUGUACCCAAGUUUCUAGCUGAUGAUCUUGUUUUGUUCAAUGGUAUUAUAUCAGAUUUGUUCCCAAGAGUUGAAAUUCCGAUAGUGGACUAUGGUAUCAUGGAACAGUCCAUAAGAAAUAUGCUCAUCAAAAGGGGCUAUGAUGACUUAUACACUUUUAUAUUCAAAAUAAUUCAGUUAUAUGAAACGACUGUAGUGCGACAUGGUCUCAUGUUAGUUGGUCCUGCAGGAGUUGGAAAAACUAAGUGCUAUGAGAUCUUACGUGAUGCUUUGACAGCCAUAAAGGGAAAGUUAGCACCAGAUGGAUUUCCUUUUACUCCGGUUCAUACGUCAGUGGUCAACCCCAAGUCUAUCACCAUGGGACAAUUGUAUGGGGAAUUUGAUUUGCAAACUCAUGAAUGGACCGAUGGUAUUCUUUCAAGUCUGGUUCGAGCUGGAAUCGCAGUUGAGGAUACUGAUCGUCGCUGGUACGUGUUUGAUGGACCUGUCGACGCUGUGUGGAUAGAAAAUAUGAACACUGUCUUGGAUGAUAAUAAGAAGUUAUGUCUGUCAAGUGGAGAGAUCAUGAAGCUAACUGAUCGUCAGCGUAUGAUAUUCGAAGUAGCUGAUUUAGCUGUGGCUUCGCCAGCAACUGUAUCCCGUUGCGGGAUGGUAUAUCUUGAUACACAGGUUGUAGGUUUGCCCCCAUUAGUAAAUGCUUGGAUGAAAAGUAACCUUCCAUCGAUCGCAGACAGUAUCCGAAAGCUUCUUCCCAACCUCAUAACAACAUAUCUCUAUCCUUCGUUAGCAUUCUUGAGAUCUAAAUGUCAUGAAAUUGUUGUUUCUAUCGAUUCGGCCCUAGUACUUAAAUUCCUGGAACUCUUAGACUAUAGAUUAAGACCUCUUACUGGUAAAGACGACAGACCGCCUCCCGGGGCACCAUUUUUAGCACUCAUGCCGCGACUUGCACCGUGUUGGGUUAUCUGGUCAUUAAUAUGGUCCGUGGGAGCCACUUGUGAUCACAACGGUCGAGCAUUGUUUUCCGAUUUCAUAAGAAACCUUAUGACCGAAAACGAAACCAAGCCUCCAUUUCCCAAGGAAGGGCGGGUGUAUGACUACACACUUCAUGAUGGCGGUUUCACUGAUCCUACCGAAGAUGGUGAACCAGCAAACCCAUUUUGGUAUAAUUGGAUGGAAAAUCUUGAAGAAUAUGAAGUAGAUCCUGAAUGGCAAUAUGCAGAUAUCGAGGUACCAACGCUAGAUAAUGUGAGAAGCGCAGCGAUUCUGGGAUAUAAGAUAAUAAAUUACAAUCAUGUGAUAUGUGUCGGCCCUACCGGCACUGGCAAGACUGUGACGAUAAGUUCAAAGUUAUCUCGAGGGUUGCACAAGAAAUUUAUCUGUGAGUUCCUGGUGUUUUCUGCGAGGACAUCUGCUAAUCAGACUCAGGACGUUAUUGAUAGUAAGUUGGAACGUCGUCGUCGCGGAGUCUUUGGUCCACCGCCUACCAAGAGACAGGUUUUUUUCAUAGAUGAUCUCAACAUGCCUGCCUUAGAAGUGUACGGUGCCCAGCCUCCAAUUGAACUACUUCGGCAGUUUAUGGAUUUUUCCGGUUGGUACGACCGUACAAAUAUUGGUGAGUUUAAGACUUUGGUUGACGUGGGUAUGGUGGCAGCAAUGGGACCUCCAGGUGGGGGCCGAAAUCCUGUCACUAUGAGAUUAAUGCGACAUUUUCACUAUAUAUCAUUCACUGAAAUGGAAUACAAUAGCAAGUACGGAAUAUUUAACACGAUCUUAAAGUCUUGGACACGUAAUUUCGACAAUAAUGUUUCAAUUAGAGAGGAUGCAUUUUUGAAGAGCUCCAUUGAGGUGUUUAAUUCCUUAGUCGAAGAAUUAUUGCCCACACCAACUAAGUCACAUUACACUUUUAAUCUUAGAGACCUUAGUAAGGUUUUCCAAGGAAUGUUGAUGUUGGACCCUCAUCACGUAAAGAACGAAGACGAUGUGAUUAGACUGUGGUAUCAUGAACACCAACGUGUGUAUCAAGAUAGAUUGGUCAAUGCAGAAGAUCGGGAUUGGUUUGUUAAGCUAUUAAAUAAAAAGAUCACCACUGAAUUCAAAAAGAAACCAUCUGAGGUGAUAGGAGGUAGAUUGAUGUUGUUUGGUGACUUCAUGGACAUAGGCACUGAUGAUAAAAAAUAUAUUGAAAUUGUUGAUCAAGAAGAGCUGGAUGAGGUGUUAGCUCACUAUCUCGAUGAUUAUAAUUUAUCUACCACGGCUCCUUUGAAUCUGGUUUUGUUCGAAGAUGCUGUAGCUCAUUUGUGUCGUGUUGCAAGAAUCAUGAGACAGCCAAUGGCCAAUGCUCUUCUAUUGGGAAUGGGUGGAUCUGGACGUCAGUCAUUAUCCCGGCUAGCGGCAAACAUGGCUGAAUUACAGUGCGUGCAGAUAGAAAUAACAAAAGCUUACGGACAGUCAGAAUGGCGAGAUGAUCUCAAACAAACUAUGAUGAAAGCUGGCGCUGAAAACAGGGGAAUAGUAUUUUUAUUUUCAGAUGCACAGAUUAAAAUGGAAUCAUUCCUUGAAGAUCUAAACAAUAUUCUAAGUUCUGGUGACGUUCCUAAUAUUUAUGAAGCCGAAGACCUUGACACCAUCUUCAUGUCAGUCCGACAUGCUGUCAUGGAAAUGAAUCUAACGGCUACUAAAACAAACCUCUUCGCUUGUUAUCAACGUAGAGUGAGGAGCAAUUUACAUAUUGUCAUUGUUAUGAGUCCUGUUGGAGAGAUUUUCCGAGCUCGUCUUCGCCAAUUUCCUUCUUUAGUCAAUUGUUGUACUAUAGACUGGUUUAGUGAAUGGCCAAAGUCGGCCUUGGAAUCUGUGGCAAAACAUUUUUUCAAUAAUAUGACCGAGCUCCAGACAACUGAUGAAGUUAUUGAUUCUUUGGUGUCAGUUUGCUGUUUCGCUCAUCAAAGUGUGGUAGACGCCUCUACUCGUUUCUUGGCGCGUCUUAACCGCCUUAACUAUGUCACCCCUAUGUCCUACAUGGAGAUGUUGGGUGCCUAUGCUGAGAUGUUCAAAAAGAAGCAGAAAUCUAUACUGAAAGAAUCUUAUGCACUUAAAAAUGGCUUGAAUAAGUUAAAUCAAACUGAAGUAGAAGUUAAGCAACUACAAAUUGAACUAGCUGAACUGAAACCAUUAAUGGAAAAGGCAGCAGAGGAGACUAGAAAAGUGAUUGAGCAAAUAGCCAUUGAUACGGAAAUAGCAGAGGAAGCCAGGAUUAAAGUUGAAAAAGAACAAGCUAUAGCUGAAGUUAUGGCUAAGGAGACAUCUGCUAUGGCUGAAGAUGCACAAAGGGACCUAGACGAAGCAAUGCCAGCGCUUCGAGCGGCUGAAAAGGCGUUACAGGAAUUAAAUCGUAAUGACGUUGUUGAAGUAAAAGCUAUGAAGAAACCUCCUGCAGGAGUCGUUCUUGUUAUAGAAUCACUUUGUGUGGUGUUUGAUAUUAAACCUAUUAAGGAACCGGGAGCGUCUUUUGGACAAAAAGUUCUAAAUUACUGGAAGCCUGGUUCCCAAAUGUUAGCCGACCCCACAGCUUUUUUGGACUCACUUAUGAAAUAUGACAAAGAGUCGAUUACCGAAGAUAUGAUUAAAAAACUUAAAAAGUAUGUCAAUGACCCCAGUUACGAACCAACGAAGAUUUCUAAGGUAUCAAAAGCUUGUAUGUCUCUUUGUAUGUGGGUUCACGCAAUGUACAAAUUCUAUCACGUAAAUAAGGCAGUUGCACCCAAGAAAGAAGCACUUGACCGCGCUACUAAAGAACUGGCUGCUGUUGAAGCAAUGUUGGCAAAUGCGAAAGCAAAGAUGCAGGCUCUUUUAGAAGGCAUAGCAAAAUUAAAUGCGUAUCUUCAAGAAAAAGAAGAAGAGAAACGAAAGAUGGAAGAAGAUAUCAAUCAAUGUCUAGCGAGAAUGGAUAGGGCUAACAGACUAUUAAAUGGUUUAUCUAGCGAAAGAGUUCGUUGGAUCAAAACCAUUAAAGACUUGGACAUCGCUCAAGUGAACCUCAUUGGCGAUAUUAUGCUUAGUGCCUGUGCUGUUGGGUAUAUCACCCCAUUUACUGAUGAAUUCAGAAGAGAACUCUUAUCAGAAUGGAUAACUCAUAUUUCGGAGGUCAAGGUCCCGCAUACUGAAGGUGGCACUCCACUUUCCAUACUUGGCGAUGAAGUUGUCAUUAGAAAUUGGCAAAUGUACGGACUACCUCGCGAUCCACUUUCUGUUGAGUCAGCUGUUUUGAUGUCCAACUCACGUCGUUGGCCACUCAUCAUAGAUCCACAGACACAAGCUAAUAAGUGGAUAAGAGCUAUGGGCAAAAUCGAAGGUUUAGUAAUUUGUAAGCCUAAUGACAGAGAUUUGUUACGGAACUUUGAAUCUGCUCUCCGGUUUGGGAAACCACUUUUAUUGGAAAAUGUAGCUCAAGAGCUUGACCCGGCUUUAGACCCUGUGUUGAAGCGACAAUACUUCCGCCAAGCGGGGCAACUAGUUCUCAAACUUGGGGACUCUCUAAUCCCUUUUUGUGCGGGAUUCCGUUUAUAUAUAACAACAAAGUUACCUAAUCCAAGGUAUACCCCUGAAGUCUCGGUCAAAGUUCAAAUUGUUAACUUUGCUUUAGUGCCCAGUGGUUUAGCAGAACAAUUAUUAUCUAUAGUAGUGGCUCAAGAGCGACCAGAUUUGGAAGAAUUAAGAGGUCAACUCAUCGUGUCUCGAGCUCAGCUAGCAACACAAUUAGCGGAAAUGCAAUCUGAUAUUUUGUAUGGCCUGUCUAACAGCGAAGGAUCUCCAGUAGAUGAUUUGCCUCUUAUAUUAACUUUGGAGGCUAUUAAAAUCAAGAGUGCUGAAAUUUUGAUAAAAGUAGAAGAUAUGGAGCGGACAUCAGCUGAAAUUGAUGAAGCGCGUUUGGGCUACGUGCCAGUGGCUAAUCGAGGUCAAAUUCUGUUUUUCUGCUUGUCUGGGAUGGCGAAUGUUGAUCCUAUGUAUCAAUAUUCAUUGGAAUGGUUCAUAAAACUCUUCGUAAGGAGUAUGGCAGAAACCGAACCAAAUGAGGAUAUAAUCGAAAGAGUUGAAAUCAUUAUUGACCAUUUCACAUUUCUGUUAUACCAAAACGUAUGCAGGAGUUUAUUCGAAAGACAUAAGCUUUUGUUUGCUUUUUUGCUUUGUGCUAGAAUUUUGUUGGACAAGGGAGUUAUAAGAUUCCAAGAAUUUAAUUUCUUAUUAAUCGGAGGAAAAAUUGAAGAGGAACUUGAGAACCCUGAACCAAAGUGGAUAUCUCCUCGGAUGUGGUUGGAUAUGCUACAGUUGGCGACAUUGCCAACGAUGCAUCAAUUUGUGAUGGACUUUCCGCAACAAACCAAAUUCUUUAAAAAUUAUUAUGACGCGUGGAAUCCUCAUAAACUUCCGUAUCCAAAAGGACUAGAUUCCCAACUAGAUGCGUUUCAGAAGCUACUUGUUCUGAAGUGCUUACGACCUGACAAAUUGAUUCCUGGUCUUCAGGACUACGUAGUAGCAGGUCUUGGGGCCCGUUUCGUUGAACCGCAGCCAGCAGAUCUUGCAGCUCUAUACGCUGAGUCUGAUCCACUCGCUCCUAUAAUUUUCGUUCUCUCCACCGGGACUGAUCCAGCUGCUGACCUAUUGAAAUUUGCCGACAAAAUGAAGAUGGGCAAAAGAUUUGAAAGUAUUUCGUUAGGACAAGGUCAAGGACCGCUAGCCGAAGCUAUGAUGAAAGUUGGCUGUGAUUUUGGUAACUGGGUAUUUUUCCAGAAUUGCCAUUUGUCUCCAUCGUGGAUGCCAGUCCUGGAGUUAAAUGUGGAGCAAAUAGUCCCAGAAGUAGUUCAUAAGGACUUUCGGCUGUGGCUCACAUCAACACCUUCACCCUUCUUUCCUGUGGCGUUAUUACAGAACGGAUAUAAAAUGACAGUGGAACCACCCAGGGGAAUUAAAGCCAAUUUAUUAAAAGCAUAUAUGAAUCAAGUCCCUGAUUUUCUUGAAUAUUUUAAUUCAUCAGACACCAAAGUUCCUAAUUUUAAGUGGCUUCUAUUUUCACUAUGCCUAUUCCAUGGUGUAGUUCUAGAAAGAAGGAAAUUUGGACCUCUUGGUUUUAAUAUACCAUACGAAUUCACGGAUGGUGAUCUUCGUAUUUGCAUUUCUCAGCUUCACAUGUUUUUGACUGAAUACCAUGAAGUUCCAUUGCGGAUGUUAACAUAUACAGCGGGUCAUAUUAACUAUGGUGGACGAGUCACUGAUGAUUGGGAUCGUCGGUGUCUAUUGUGUUUGUUGGCUGAUUAUUACACUACUGCUGUUCUCAAUGAUAGAUGGAUAUUCGAUGAGAGUGGUGCUUAUAAACAGCAACAAUCUUCAUCCACGAUUGAUGACUACACUCGUUAUAUACGCACCUUACCACUGAACGAUGACCCUUCGUUAUUCGGAUUGCACGCUAACGCCAAUAUCAGUUACGCUAUGUCUGAGACGAGCUCUUGUAUAAAUACCUUGAGCAAUCUUCAACCAAAAGAAGUAAGUGGCGAAGGAGAUCUCACAGCCGAAGAGAUGACAGAAAAUGCUGCAAAAGAUAUUCUUAGUGUGUUACCUCCUACGCUUGACGUUAAAUACAUCGCUGCAACCUACCCCGUGUCUUAUAAAGAGUCUCUUAAUACAGUACUCAUUCAAGAAGCCAUCCGAUACAAUAAGCUUUUGGCUGUUAUUAGCAGUUCCCUUCAUGACCUACAAAAGGCGCUUAAAGGUUUGGUUGUUAUGUCGGAAGCUCUAGAAAGUAUGUCCGGAAGUUUGGCUAAAAACGCUGUUCCAAAUAUGUGGAGCGCUAAGGCUUAUCCUUCGCUUAAACCACUAGCGGCUUGGGUGAAAGAUUUAUGUCUCCGAGUACAAUUUAUGCAACAGUGGGCUGAUGGUGGGAUUCCUAAGGUGUUUUGGAUUUCUGGAUUCUACUUCCCCCAGGCAUUCCUUACUGGUGCAUUACAAAACUAUGCUAGAAAACAUGUUAUUGCAAUUGAUACCAUCGCUUACGCUUUUGAGGCUCUUAACGCUCCGCCAGCGAAGAAACCAGAGGAUGGUUGCUGUGUCCGAGGCCUAUUUUUAGAAGGUGCUAGAUUUAAUAUUGGUGAUAUGACAUUAGAAGAAAGCAGGCCUAAGGAGCUACAUACUGAAAUGGCAAUCAUAUAUAUGAAACCGGAACAAAAUCACCGUCUAGCGCAAGGUUUAUACGAAUGUCCGACAUACAAGACACUCGUUAGAGCCGGGACACUCUCAACCACUGGACACUCGACCAACUAUGUAAUGACUAUUGAACUGGCGACUCAUAAGCCACAAUCUCAUUGGAUAAAGCGUGGCGUUGCUUUAUUCUGUGCUUUGGAUUAUUGA